GGCAGUUUUCAUGUUACACACUCACCUCAGCCGGUCCAAUCAGAAGACGACGCACUGCUGACGUAAUUCCGUACAUGUGACGCGCUGACAUGGAAGCCCCCACGCGUGUUUCUGCAGAGUGAAGACACGGACUGACACACGGACACUUUAGUUUUGUUCUCUCCGCUUUUCAGACAUGAGGCAUCUGCUGCGCCUGGGCCUCCAUGUCCGCCUGUGUCACCACAGCGUGUACAGCAGACACGCCAACCCACGCAGGCUGGCCGUGGACCUUGGGGAGAAGAAACUUGAGAUCUCUUCAGGGAAGUUUGCCAGAUUUGCCGAUGGAUCUGCUGUUGUACAGCUGGGAGAGACCUCCGUGAUGGUGACUGCUGUGAGCAAAACCAAACCUUCUCCGUCUCAAUUCAUGCCUCUUGUGGUGGACUACAGACAGAAAGCAGCUGCUGCAGGUCGAAUCCCCACUAACUAUUUAAGGCGAGAGCUGGGCACCACCGAUAACGAGAUCCUCACCAGCAGACUCAUCGACAGAUCAAUUAGACCGCUGUUCCCUUCUGGAUACUUUUAUGAUACUCAGGUCCUUUGUAACCUGCUGGCGGUCGAUGGUGUCAAUGAUCCAGAUGUGUUGGCUAUUAAUGCAGCUUCUGCUGCUCUGGCCCUGUCUGACAUCCCCUGGGAUGGACCCAUCGGUGCUGUGCGUGUGGGUUUAGUAGAUGGAGAGUUGCUGAUCAACCCUACUAGGGCAGAGAUGUCUUCCAGUAGUCUUAACCUGAUUGUGGCUGGAGCCCCCAGCAGUCAAGUGGUGAUGAUCGAGGCGUCGGGUGAGAACGUGCUGCAGCAGGACUUUUGCCAUGCGGUGAAGGUGGGAGUCAAACACACCCAGCAGAUCAUCCUGGCCAUCCAGCAGCUGGUGCGAGAACAGAAGAUCACCAAGCGAACCCCGGUCAAGAUCUUCUCAGCACCGACUGACAUGGUCGAACAUGUUCGGGAAUUAGCGUCUGAGAAGAUCUAUGCUGUCUUCACUGAUUACACACACGAUAAGAUUUCAAGAGAUGAAGCUAUCAACAAAGUUCGACUAGAAACUGAAGAGAACCUGAAAGAAAGAUUCCCUCAGGCUGAGCCCUUCGAAGUCAUUGAAUCCUUCAACACCGUGAGCAAAGAAAUCUUCCGCAAUUUAGUGCUUAAUGAGUACAAGAGAUGCGAUGGGAGGGAGUUAACUGCUUUAAGGAACAUUUCGUGUGACGUCGACCUUUUUAAACCGCUACAUGGCUCAGCUCUGUUCCAGAGAGGACAAACACAGGUGCUGAGCAGUGUCACAUUUGAUUCCCUGGAAUCGAGUGUCAAAGCAGACAUAAUCACCACAGCUUUGAGCGGUAUCAAAGACAAAAACUUCAUGCUCCAUUAUGAAUUCCCUCCGUAUGCCACCAAUGAGAUUGGAAAGAUGGGAGGCAUCAACAGGAGAGAGCUCGGACACGGGGCCCUGGCUGAAAAAGCUCUGAGACCAGUCAUUCCUAAAGACUUCCCUUUCACUAUCAGAGUCACUGCUGAAGUGCUUGAGUCAAACGGAUCAUCCUCGAUGGCUUCAGCGUGUGGAGGCAGCCUUGCUCUAAUGGAUGCAGGUGUGCCCAUUUCUUCAGCUGUGGCAGGUGUAGCAGUCGGCCUCAUCUCCAAGGCUAACCCAGAGAAAGCAGCUGAGAUCCAAGACUACAGAUUACUAACUGAUAUUCUGGGAAUCGAGGAUUAUCUUGGAGACAUGGACUUCAAAUUGGCAGGAACAAACAAGGGAAUCACUGCUUUACAGGCUGAUGUGAAGAUCCCAGGUCUGCCUCUGAAGGUGGUCAUGGAGGCUAUCCAACAGGCCACUGUGGCAAAGAGGGAAAUCUUGGGCAUUAUGAACAAAUGUAUAGCAAAACCCAGAGCGACUAGGAAGGAGAAUGGACCAGUUGUUGAAAACAUCCGGGUGCCUGUUUCCAAACGAGCACGCUUCGUUGGUCCAGGGGGAUAUAACCUUCGCAGGCUACAAGCUCAGACGGGCGUGACGAUAAAUCAGGUGGACGAGGAGACUUUCUCUGUGUUCGCUCCAACACCAGGAGCCAUGAACGAAGCCCAAGAGUUCAUCGGCGACCUCUGCAAAGAUGACCAAGAACAGCAGCUGGAGUUUGGAGCAAUCUACACAGCCACCAUCACUGAGAUCAGGGACAUUGGUGUGAUGGUGAAACUUUAUCCUAACAUGAGUGCUGUCCUGCUGCACAACUCACAACUGGACCACAAACGGAUCAAACAUCCUAGUGCUUUGGGUUUUGAGGUGGGACAGCAGAUUCAGGUCAAGUACUUUGGACGGGACCCAACAGACGGCAGAAUGAGACUUUCACGGAAGGUGCUCCAGUCCCCUGCUGCAACUGUUGUGAAGACGCUAAGUGAGAAACAGAGCAUCUCCAUGGGUUCAAGCAACGGCCACACGAACAGCACCGAUUUGUGACACACCAACACUGACUCUGACGUUGCCAUUAAAAGUGGAUUUAAACUGAUAUACUCCUGUUGAGAAAUCCACCAAACCAAAAGCAUCGGAUCUUGUCACAAACUGAACCGGUGUUGUUCAUAAAGAGGUUUACCCUGCCACUGUGGGUAUGGACCUGCACUGGAGUGAACUGGGGCUCAUCAACUACAGUGUCCUGUGUCCGUCACUGUGCUUCACUGGAUGUGCACAAACUGAGAAGAACACUUGGCUAAUUGUAAGCAGGAGACAUGCGUUGUCAAAAAGUUGAACUGUGUUGUUUUUUUAAGCACCUCUUUUAUGACGUCUUGUUUUCAGAUGAGCCACCACAGCUAGAAUUUACAGGAUCAAGCAGUAAGCAGGGUUUAUUUCCACCCUCUUACCGAACAGACAGUGCAAUUUACUUUUCCACAUGAGUGAUAAUCCUGCCUCCUCUGGUCUGAGACUUCCAUAUUUGGUGUCAACUGUGGCAGUGUGUCCUCUAAGCUGCCAGGAUGAUCAAGAUAUGCACAGGGACAGUAAAGUGGGAGGAGGGUCAUGUGUUAUGUUAUGUUACAAUAGAUGUGUCAUCCGUAAGUAAAAGAAUCAGUGGUUGCGUUAAAAUUGUUAAAAUUCACAACCGGUUGUACUCAACCAAACUAGUUUUAGACUAUUAAAAAUACAAUUUGAGAUAUUAAGAAGAAAAACAGCAGCACAAUAAAAAUGGUUGUGUUAAAAAAAUUAAUAAAGACAUGACAAAUUGUUUUUAAUUGUAUCCAAACUGACACCUUGAGAUCUAGGGUGUCUUUUAGCAACCAAUGUUGACAUCUUCCAAGUCAUCUUCCGUCCACCCUGGAGCACGCCUCAUCAUUUUACCAUGAUGUAAACACUCUGUCUGUGAUUCCUGUCUGGGUGGCUAAAAUGGGGAACUCAGCACCAGUUGUAAGUCGCAUGAAGACGACUGUUUGAUAUGUGGAUGAUUAGGCUGGUGGGCUCAUAAUCAAGCUGAUGAUUCCUACAUCCACGAGAUCUACAGCCAGCCCUGAGGCGCUGGAAAUGGGGGAAAUACCAAUGUCAGGAACUGCUGUCAUACUGGAUGUGGUGUCCCAUUGGUAAUUUAUCUGACAGACUGUAAAAUUGUUUAAGUAAAAAUGUGCCUCUAGCUGAAUUUAACAACAAUAACUACCAUAUUGUGAACUGAAAAUUGUUUUCUGAUUACAAAGAACAAAAGGACUCCCCUGCAUUAUCUUAUACGACUUGGAACAUUAACAUUUUUUAUAAGUAUCUCCUUUUUGGCCAGAGAAAGUUCAUACUACAGCAUCAAGUGUUUUGUUUCUUGUUUUGUUUUUUCUAGGCUGUUGGACAUUUUUGGUGCUCAAUAUCUGGACUAAUAAAGGUGGUAGAUAAUU
Larimichthys crocea (large yellow croaker) is the source of this 3876-nucleotide messenger RNA. It is a transcript of the gene pnpt1, whose product is annotated as polyribonucleotide nucleotidyltransferase 1. Gene Ontology annotation, molecular function: 3'-5'-RNA exonuclease activity; RNA binding; polyribonucleotide nucleotidyltransferase activity. The coding region runs from base 176 to 2473 and encodes 765 amino acids. Gene Ontology annotation, biological process: mitochondrial RNA 3'-end processing; mitochondrial mRNA catabolic process. The record is from RefSeq and is a predicted model, not a curated record. The transcript has 28 exons. Gene Ontology annotation, cellular component: mitochondrion; cytosol. NCBI's taxonomy places the organism in Eukaryota, Metazoa, Chordata, Actinopteri, Sciaenidae.